Messenger RNA from Drosophila busckii, 3814 nucleotides. RefSeq names its product eukaryotic translation initiation factor 3 subunit A (gene eIF3a). Gene Ontology annotation, molecular function: mRNA binding; translation initiation factor activity. Gene Ontology annotation, cellular component: multi-eIF complex; eukaryotic translation initiation factor 3 complex, eIF3e; eukaryotic translation initiation factor 3 complex, eIF3m. The coding region runs from base 117 to 3626 and encodes 1169 amino acids. Gene Ontology annotation, biological process: formation of cytoplasmic translation initiation complex; translation reinitiation. The transcript has 4 exons. The record is from RefSeq and is a predicted model, not a curated record. Lineage: Eukaryota; Metazoa; Arthropoda; Insecta; Diptera; Drosophilidae.
ACGUCAGCGGUCGAGAAUUUAUACAAAUUUUCUCCUGCAGCAAGCCGCUGAGCUGCUUAAAAUUAGUGAAAAAAUCAAGUUAAGGCUAACGUGCAACAAAUUGCAGUGAAGUAAUCAUGGCGCGUUAUACGCAACGUCCGGAAAAUGCUCUGAAACGAGCCAAUGAAUUUAUUGAGGUGGGCAAGCCACUGCGUGCUUUGGACACGUUGCAGGAGGUGUUCCGCAACAAGCGUUGGAACUAUGCCUACUCGGAGACGGUCAUUGAGCCCCUCAUGUUCAAGUACUUGUACUUGUGCGUGGAGCUCAAGAAGUCGCAUAUUGCCAAGGAAGGUCUCUUCCAAUACCGCAACAUGUUCCAGCUGGUCAACGUGAACUCCCUGGAGAAUGUUAUUCGCGGUUAUCUUAAAAUGGCCGAGGAACACACCGAGGCGGCUCAGGCCCAAUCAUCAGCCGCUGUGGCUGUGCUGGAGUUGGAUGACUUGGACAACAUUGCCACGCCCGAGAGCAUCCUGAUGAGCGCCGUUUGCGGUGAGGACGCGCAAGAUCGCUCAGACCGCACAAUUCUGCUGCCUUGGGUUAAAUUCCUGUGGGAAUCCUAUUGCCAGUGCCUGGAGCUGCUGCGUGUUAAUACGCACUGUGAGGCGCUUUAUCAUGAUAUUGCGCGCAUGGCUUUUCAAUUUUGUCUAAAGUACAAUCGCAAGAGCGAGUUCCGUCGUCUCUGCGACAAGCUUCGCAAGCAUCUGGAGGACAUUUGCAAGCAGAGCAAUCAAACUACUGGAGUGUCCAUCAACAAGGUGGAGACGCAGCAGCUGUGCCUGGAUACCAGGCUAUAUCUGCUGGACUCUGCCAUCCAAAUGGAGCUGUGGCAAGAGGCCUACAAGGCCAUUGAGGACAUACACGGCUUAAUGGCCAUGUCAAAGAAGACGCCUGUGCCCAAGACUAUGGCUAACUACUAUCAAAAACUGGCUAUGGUGUUCAGCAAGGCUGGCAAUCAGCUCUUCCAUGCUGCUGCUCUCUUGAAGCUGUUCCAACUGACGCGUGAACUUAAGAAGAAUCUAACCAAGGACGAUUUGCAGCGAAUGGCUGCCCAUGUGCUGUUGGCAACACUCUCCAUACCGUUGCCCUCCGCGCAUCCGGAAUUCGAUCGCUUCAUUGAAGCUGACAAAAGUCCGCUGGAGAAAGCACAAAAGCUGGCCGUGCUCUUGGGUCUGCCCCAACCUCCUACCCGUGCCUCGCUCAUACGCGAAGUCGUGCGCCUAAAUGUGCCUAAUCUGGUGUCGGAAGAGUUCCGCAAUCUGUACAACUGGCUGGAGGUUGACUUCAACCCCUUGAACUUGUGCAAGCGCAUUCAAUCCAUUGUGGAUGUCAUCGAGAGCAGCGAAACUGGAAACACUUUGCUGACGCCCUACAUGCAAUCCUUAAAGGAUGUGACCAUCAUGCGCCUGAUACGCCAAAUCUCUCAAGUGUACGAGAGCAUUGAGUUCAAGCGUCUGCUACAGCUGGCGCCGUUCUGCAACAUUUUCGAAAUGGAGAAACUGCUGGUGGAGUCUGUGCGUCAUAAUGACAUGCAGAUUCGCAUCGAUCAUCAGCGCAAUAGCAUUUACUUUGGCACCGAUUUAACCGAGAGCCAGCGUGAGUAUCGUCCUGAUGGGCCAACACUGCAGUCUAUGCCCUCGGAGCAGAUUCGCUCGCAGCUCGUCAACAUGUCAACCGUGCUGACCCGCGCCGUUUCCAUUGUAUAUCCGAAUCGGGAGCGUGAUCAGCGUGCCAAGUUGCGCACACAGAUGGUGCAUCAUUACCAUGAGAUUAAGGAUCGUGAGCAUCAGCGCAUAUUGCAGCGCCAGAAGAUUAUUGAGGAUCGCAAGGAGUUCAUUGAGAAGCAGAACAAUGCACGCGAGGAGGAGGAGGCGCGUCGCCAUGAGGAGGAAUCGCGCAAGGCCAAGUUGGCUGAGCAGAAGCGUCUCGAGCAGGAGCAGGAAGAACGUGAGCGUAAGCGCCACGAGAAUGAGAUUCAGGCCAUUAAGGAGAAGAGUCUCAAGGAGAAGGUGCAACAAAUCUCGCAAACAGCGCAUGGCAAGAAAAUGCUCUCCAAACUGGAUGAGGAAGGUAUCAAGAAGCUGGAUGCCGAACAGAUUGCCAUGCGUGAGAGCGAGGAGCUGCAGCGUGAGCGCAAGGAACUGCAAUCCAAGCUCAAGUCACAGGAGAAGAAAAUUGAUUACUUUGAGCGUGCCAAGCGCCUGGAGGAGAUACCACUCUUUGAAAAGUAUUUGGCCGAGAAGCACGUCAAGGACAAGGAGUUCUGGGAGGCCACCGAGGCAACGCGCAUCGAGAACGCCAUUGCCGAGCGUAAGGAUGCUGUCAGCCAGCAGGAACGCCUUAAGCGCAUGUACGGAGAUCGUGAUGAGUUUUUGGAUGCGCUUAAGAAGGAGCGUGCUUCGUUGUAUGUCGAGAAGCUCAAGAAGUUCGAAAUUGCUUUGGCCGAGGAGCGCAAGAAGCGUUUGGCCGAUCGCAUCGUGCGCCGUCGCGAAGAACGUCGCCAGGCUCAUUUGCGUGCCAAGGAGGAGGAACGUUUCCGCAAGGAGGAGGAGAUACGUAUGGCACGCGAAGCUGAAGAGCGUGCCGCAGCCGAAGCCCGUCGCUUGGAGCGCGAGGCCGAGGACGAGAAGCGUCGCCAGCAGUACGAGAAGCAACGUGCCAAGGAAGAAGAAGCCGAGCGUAAGAUUCAGGAGGAUCGUGACCGUCUUGCACGUGAAGUUGUUGUGGAGCGCGAGCGCAGCGAAAAGGAGCGUGAUGUCUGGCGUCCACGUGCUGGUGAGCGUGCCAACAAUGAUGCUCCAGCUGGCGGUGCUGGUGAGUGGCGUCGCAAUGCUGCUGCUCCAGCUGACCGUGGUCAGCGCAAUGAGCGUAACGAUCGCCCAGAGCGUGGUGAGCGCAUGGAACGUGGCGAGCGCCAGGAACGUGGCGAGCGUGCGGAUCGUGGAGAGCGCAUGGAUCGUGGCGAGCGUAUGGAGCGCGGAGAGCGCAUGGACCGUGGAGAGCGUAUGGAGCGUGGCGAACGCAAAGACAACGAUGAUUCGUCAUGGCGUGUGCGUCGCGAACCAGAGACACAACGUGCUGCUGCUGGUCCAGAACGCUCUGAACGUCCGGAGCGUACAGAACGCUCCGAACGCGGUGCCCCUGCUGCUGGUCGAGAUGACAAGUGGCGUCGUGGCGGUGAACGCAAUGAACGUAAUGACCGCGCUGGAGGUGAACGUAAUGACCGCGCUGGAGGUGAACGUGACCGCGAGCGUGAUUCAUUCCGUCGCAACGAUGGCCCACGCCGUGAUGAUGAUCGUGGCGGCUUCCGUCGCAAUGAGGAGCAGCCACAGCGUGAAACUGGUGGUAACUGGCGUGAUGCGCCACGUCAAACAGAUCGGGAUAAUCGCCGUCCCGGUGGAGACAGACGUGAUGCUCGCGGUGCUGGUGCUGGUCCUAAGGAUGGCGGCGGCGGCGGCGGCGGUGCUGGUAACUGGCGCACUGCUCCAGCUCCACGUGAUGAUAAACCUGCCCCUAAGAGAGAGCAACCCCAAGAUAAGGAAAACAAAGCCGGCGAUGAUGGUGAAUGGACAAGCGUAAAGCGGCGUUGAUUAUUCAUUAUCUUCCGCAUUCUCUUAUACACACAGAAUAUGUAACAAUCCUUUUUUUAUAUAUAUAUAUUAUAAUGCAUUGUAACUGAUACGAAAUCUGCGCUACUUUCUGCUAAUGUUUUGUUUACAAUAUGUUGUGUGCAACCAAAACGGCAGCUGCAACAUAUAUCUAAAUACUUCAAAAUAAA